AUGGGCGAGUCAGACAUGAGGUCAAUGACUGAGGCUGAGGCUGAGGCUGAGGCUGAGGCUGAGUCGUGCUUUACUGAUCAGUCCGUCGCCGGCGGCGCCUCUCUGUCUCAGGACUGGCAGAAGCUGUCCGGAAGCUUAGAGACGCUGGAGUUCCGAUCCAACGCCGGCCUGAGAGGAGGAAUCCCGCCCGGUCUCGCCCUGCUCUCAAACCUGCAGUCGUUGGUUCUUGUGGAGAAUUCAUUAACCGGGCAGCUGCCGCCGGAGCUGGGGAACUUGGUGCUUCUCAGACGGCUCUCUCUCACCGGGAACCAGUUGUCCGGUCAAAUCCCGGCUUACAACGACUGGAAUGAGCUGCUGAUUUUGGACUUGAGCAGGAACUCCUUGUCGGGUCCUCUGCCGCCGUCGAUCCUUUCCAUGAACGCGCUCCUCAAGCUUGACCGGAGCAACAACCAGUUGAACGGGCAGCUGCCGGUUGCGAAGCAGGGGAGCCUGACGUUGCUCGAUCUGAGAAACAACAACUUCUCCGGGGUGGCGGGACUCGCCGGCAUGGCCACGCUGCAGUACCUGCUUCUCUCCGACAACCCCCUCCGUGCAAACCUCGCCGAGCUCGGACUGGAGAAUCUUAGGAAUCUGAUCGCCUUGGAUCUCUCGAGCACUAGCUUGCGCGGCGAAAUCCCAAAAACUAUUGCGAAGCUGAAGAGGUUGAGAUUUGUGGCGCUGAACGACAACGAUCUGAGCGGAAGAGUGCCCAAGAGCCUCGAAGAUCUGACUGAGCUCCAUGCGCUCUACCUGAGUGGGAACAAUUUGAGAGGAGUGCUGGAGUUCUCGGAUGAGUUAUACGCGAGGAUGAGGAGCAGGUUUGCUUGUCGGAACAACGUUGAGCUCUGUUACAGAGCUCGAGCAGCAAGCCAGCGGGUGGCGCCGCCUGCCAGGGUGCGGCGGUGCUGGAACUAG
Messenger RNA from Zingiber officinale, 954 nucleotides. RefSeq names its product piriformospora indica-insensitive protein 2-like. The transcript has 3 exons. Gene Ontology annotation, molecular function: protein binding. The coding region runs from base 1 to 954 and encodes 317 amino acids. Lineage: Eukaryota; Viridiplantae; Streptophyta; Magnoliopsida; Zingiberales; Zingiberaceae. The record is from RefSeq and is a predicted model, not a curated record.